Molecule: messenger RNA, 2143 nt
Organism: Sinocyclocheilus anshuiensis
Lineage: Eukaryota; Metazoa; Chordata; Actinopteri; Cypriniformes; Cyprinidae
Product: membrane-bound O-acyltransferase domain-containing protein 2-like
Exons: 13
Coding region: 170-1672 (500 amino acids)
Biological process (GO): lipid modification
Cellular component (GO): membrane
Molecular function (GO): acyltransferase activity
Source: RefSeq, a predicted model, not a curated record
AUGCGUUUGGCGGACUGUGGGGUGUUGUACUGCCGUUUUUUACCAGCAGUGGACAGCAGCAAGCAGCAACAGUCUCUCCAGAGGUGGAUGUGGAUGAGUGUGUGUGGGAUUGAAUCAGGGCGAACUGGGCUGCCACUGUCACAGCACAGAACUAAUACAAUAGCGAAACAUGGCUACUGAGACGAUAUCAGCCUGCACCGGAUCCAACUUACUACAGCCAAUAAGCGAGAUAACCAACCUUCCGUUAGAUCAGGUGAACUUUGUAGUAUGUCAGCUCUGUGCCCUGCUCACGGCCGUGUGGUUCAGGCUCUAUCUGCACCCCAGCAAGACCAGUCCUUUUGUGCGGCAUGUGGUGGCCACACUGCUGGGCAUAUACUUUGCCCUCUUCUGCUUUGGCUGGUAUGCUCUUCAUUUCCUGCUCCAGAGUGGCAUUACUUAUGGAAUAAUGAUUCUGACCGGAGUCGAGCACAUGCACAAAUACUGUUUGGUGGUCGCCCUGGGUUAUCUAAGCUUCUGCCAAAUUACCCGGGUUUACGUCUUUGAUUACGGAAUGUACUCUGCAGAUUUCACUGGGCCAAUGAUGGUCAUCACACAGAAGAUAACCAGUGUGGCUUUUGAGAUCCAUGAUGGAAUGGCAAGGAAAGAAGAUCAACUAAACCAAAGUCAAAAACUGUUGGCCAUAAGACGAAUGCCCAGUUUAUUGGAGUACUUCAGUUACAACUGUAAUUUCAUGGGGAUUUUGGCUGGUCCCACCUGCUCUUAUAACGAUUACAUAGCCUUCAUCGAGGGCACCCCCUAUCGCCACAGAGACCUUGAGACCAAAGGAAAAGUCAAUGUGAAGAGCAGACUGAACGACCCUUCACCAAAUACAGAGGUCGUCCGGAAACUGGCCACCUGCUUCAUCUCUCUGCUGGUCUUUCUCUCCGUCUGCAAAGUCUGUCCUGUGGAGCGUAACGUUGAUGAUGAUUUUAUUGCCACCACGCCCUUCUAUGCUCAGGUGGUCUACCUGUAUUUGUCCAUGCUGACCACCCGGCCUAAAUACUACUUUGUUUGGACUUUGGCUGAUGCCAUCAAUAACGCAGCAGGAUUUGGAUUUAAUGGCUACGACAGUAAUGGUUUGCCUCGAUGGGAUCUCAUUUCCAACCUCAGGAUCAUGAAUAUAGAGCUUGCCACCAGCUUUAAGGUAUUCCUGGAUAACUGGAACAUUCAAACAGCACAUUGGCUUAAAAGGGUGUGUUAUGAACGUUGUCCCUACAACCCCACUGCUGCAACCUUCCUGCUGUCAGCCAUGUGGCACGGGGCUUACCCAGGCUAUUACCUCACCUUCCUCACUGGCAUCGUCAUCACUCUUGCAGCCAGAGCUGUGAGACACAAUGUAAGACCGUACUUCUUGGGUUCUCCAGCUCUCAAGUUUGUGUAUGAUGUCAUCACAUGGGCGGCUACACAGAUUGCCAUUUGUUACACAGUGGUUCCCUUCGUUCUGCUUUCUGUGGGUCCCUCGCUCAAGUUCUACAGGUCAAGGUACUUCUGCAUUCACAUAGGCUGUAUACUGCUGGCCAUCGCGUUGCCUGUGAAACCACGCCAUCUGCGGCUGAAAGAGCAACAGCCUGCUGUACAGCCAAGUCUGGAGAGCACAGACAGCAACAGCAACCAGAAACAAAAAGCCACAUGAGUCCCGGAACACCUUACCAAUCUUCUAUACACACACAGACUGGGCAAAUGUACCUAUUCUCCAGCCACACAUGAAGCGAGUCAGAUAAACUAAAGCUCACAAAUAAACCAACCAACCAGCCUCUGUCUGGACUGAUAGAGUAAGUCAUCCCUUGGCUCAGUAUAGUGUACUGGGAUUGGACAGUGAUUUGAGAUGAUGGAAUCAAAUCUGACUGGUAUAAGAGGAGUUUUAUUGCCAAGAAAACACUGUUGUAUAGAAUUAUGUGACCUUGCCUUUGUAAUUCAACUUGUCACAGCAAGUAUUAGUGUCCUAAUCUGGUGGUCUUGCAUUGGGCUUGUAAAUAGGAUUUUCUUGCAAGGGACAAGGCCAAUACCACUUGCAGAAAGCUGGCAACAUUAUAUUUGAAAGCAAAGAUUUUUAAUGUGGUAGGGGUAAAAAUAAAUAUGACUAACUAAACUAAAAUCUAAUAAA